AAAUAUUUGGAUGCGCUUCGUUAACAUAAUAUUUAUUUGAAAAAACCAAGGUUGUGUUCAUGGUCGAAUGUAUUCAAUGUAUUCAAGUUGUCAACAAUUGAUUUUUAACAAAUAAAACUGGCGAGAGCAAAAAGCUUUAUCUCCCGCAGGUCCAGGUGCGUCCGCGAUUAGCUGAGAGAAGUUUCGCUGCCGCUGCAGCAUCCCGCCGCAUUCGUUCGGUCGAGAAGUCGAGUUGACGAGAGCCGUAUCCGUAUCAGCAGAUCACAGAGUUGCAGUGGGCACAGUCGGCACGACAAGAAAAAUAAGAGCAUCAGCCGAGAAAAAUAAAACAACACCUAUAUUAUUAAAAGUGGAAAGGUAACCGACUUCGAUCCGCUCUCAUUUAUUUGUAUACGAUUUGAUGCAUUCAGUGUAAUAGAAUAUAUAUAAAAAAGUGCAAAUUAUGCAUCAGCUUCGAGUGUGCGGUUUCAAAACAAAGCGAGCAGAGAAAUUAUAAUAAAAAUCAGUAUGGUAAUAAUACUGGCGUGCUACGUUUCACACCUCUGAAAAACGAAAACGGGGCACACGUCCGAGUGUUGUGGCUGGCAAUUGCGUCGACAACUACAACGGGAAAGUCGGUCGUCGCGGUUUGCAGUUUAAUUUUUAAUCAAUUAGGUACUAUCGGUACCAAUCAACGCACAGCUAUCUUCGAGAGCGACAGCAUCAUUUAUUGACAGUCUCGAGGAAAGAAGGAAAAAGAGUUACAGUUAUUGAUCGUCGAGAUCUAACAUAAAAAACAACGCUGGUGACAAAAACUCUGAAAACCGGAUAGGCUGGUUCUCGGGUUCUUAUUCUGCACAAAGUAAAUAACUGGAAAAGUUACAAAUACUAAGACUAGUCAACGGUUGAGGCAAUGGCAUCCGGUAGUGGUGCAGGAGCAGGAGGAGGAACACUAGGAAGUGGUCACAAUCUAACGGUAGACCGAGAGUUCAGGUAUAUCGUACAGUGGUUCACGGAGUGGAGCGAUUUUCAGCGCGAGGACUUCGCACCGGUGCUGGCAUCCUAUCUAACGGCGAAGGCCAGCCCUGGCCGAGGACCGAUAUACGUGAACGGCAUCAUCAGCGCGAUGGCGAACAUUAGCGGACAGGACAAACCGAUGAGUUUGUUUCAAUGCCGGGUUAAAUUAUUCAACGAAUGGUCCAGUAAAUGGCCGGAAUCUCAUCGUGACAAACUACUGGAGCGGCUAACCGAAAUCGACCCGGAUUUCGGCCGUCUGGUCCAGCAGGAGCUUUCCGGGUGCGCUCCCACGAUCGAUGCUGCUUACCCUGGAGACCCAGCCGCCACAACAUGCAACACAACCACAACCAAUGAUCUGUUCCAUAGUAGCACCGCAGCACCACAUGACACCGCAGCGACCGACAUUGAGUCGACCACCAUCGUAACGACCUCAACCACCGCCAACAAUAACAACAUUCUACUGGUCAUUGGGGAGGACUGAACACCUCCGCACUAGCAGCUGUAAACAGAAUGUAUGGAUCUUCAUUUAUUUUGAGAUGAAGAACACUCAAUAAUUUCCCCCACUAAAACAUUCCUUAAUCACUUUUCCGCCGUCGGUAGCUGUAUAAGCUACUGACUACAUAUUUAAUUAAUUUAUUUUCACAGAUUAACACUAGCACAACCAGAAGUAGAAAUUUCUUCCACGUGUGAAGUAAAGUUCGCUUCUGCUACAUCUAAACACUGCUAUACAAACAAAGAACCCGACUUAUCAAAAAGCACGUCGAAAGAUAUCAUUAAACAUAUGAGGGAUACAAAAAAAGAUUCAAAUUUAUAUAUUAUGUACUAUUUAUCGAGUUGAUAGUUGGUUAAGAUAUAAGCAGCAAUUUUAAAUUUGCCAUACAAUUAAAACAAAGUUCUCAAUUAUGGAAAAGACAUAAGUAUUUAAUAAACGAAGCAAAUUGAAACGAUUGUCCUACAAGGAAGCGAAAUUUAUUUUAAAAUCCUAAAACGAAAGCGGUACAGCCGCUCGAAAAUCUCAUUCCUAUGCCAAUCAUUUACAAGUAUUAAGAGUGUACAAAAAAAAAAGAACAUGCAGUUUCGAAAUAAAACGUAGAGGUGUUUCCGGGUACGGUUCCGCCAUAUACACUUGUACCUCGAAAGCAAA
Messenger RNA from Wyeomyia smithii (pitcher-plant mosquito), 2140 nucleotides. RefSeq lists its product as uncharacterized. The record is from RefSeq and is a predicted model, not a curated record. The transcript has 2 exons. NCBI's taxonomy places the organism in Eukaryota, Metazoa, Arthropoda, Insecta, Diptera, Culicidae. The coding region runs from base 893 to 1477 and encodes 194 amino acids.